Messenger RNA from Anisakis simplex (herring worm), 924 nucleotides. The record is from the annotation of a GenBank genome assembly. NCBI's taxonomy places the organism in Eukaryota, Metazoa, Nematoda, Chromadorea, Rhabditida, Anisakidae.
AUGCGACUGAAAGGACGGCGAUCCGGUCCAGCAAAACGCAAAAGUUUUCGAGUGAAGCAUGCGCCAGGGACUGCUGAACGUAGAAGUGUCACACCGUCAGAUGCGUCUAGCACUGUGGAUCAUGAAAAUAAUACAGAAACGUCGGUAGAUACGCUCCGAUGCCCUCCGAUGAGCCCCAAAGCUGUCAGGAGUGCAUCGGUUAUGCCAGAAGCUGAAGAUGUUACCGUGGCAGACACGCCGAAUGCUCUGGAUAAGAGUUUUGUGAGUGACGUUGCUACCUCACCAGUUCGUUGUGGUCGAAAAGGAGCACCGAGGUGCCAAAUAGCGCUGUACUUGCUGCGUAGGCUGGAGGAGGGGUGUUGGCAGUGGAGAGGGAAUGUCAUCUGGAAUGAAGCAGUCGAGGAGGAAGUGACGGAGCUCUCAUCGCAGGCAAUGCGAAGUCUGGCCUUACGGAUACCGGCAAAGCUCGAUGAGCUGAAUAUAUCGCCGUCGAAGAAGAGCGCAUUAUUGCGAAAGUUGGAAGUGGCUGAGAUAAGGAGACGGAAGAAGGAAUGGGGUGAUAGUACGAUUAAUUAUGCUCAGGCUAGUUUUUUUAAAGUGGGAUUAUCGAACAAUACAAGGACAAAGAGGAAUUCGGACCGAAAAGAUGAAACGUUGAAAAAAGUUAGCGGCGAUAGUGUGCUGAACGGAGAUAACAACGAUGAUACGAAGCCAGGUGGAAGUGUUAGUGACGAAGAAGCGCGAGAAAUUUUGGUUUCUAAACGAAUUCAAUCAGCUACUUCACGUAUAUAUUCACAGUUCAUCGCUCGUGCAUCCAACGAUAUCAGUAAGGAAGAGUUGUCAUCGUUGGUGGAUUCAGUGAAAACAGCAAUUCGAAUUCUGUCAAAAUACGACGUUAAGCCAAAUGACAUUUUCGUCUCGUGA